UGAAGGAUAAACUGAAACUUUUACAGAUUUUACAACUCCUGUCGUUGCGUUUUGAAUCUUUCUUAAACGGUCCCUUUUUUCCAGGAAUUAUUGUAUGUGAAGAUGUCCUAAUCGUGUCCUUAGCGCCAGAUAGGACAGAUAAUGGCUAUUUAGUGUACUUCCGGGUACCGAAUCUGAUACCAACGUCCAAAGAUGACCCUUUGACCUUCAGUUUCACAAACACAACAAGCGUUAAGGAGCUGGACUACGAUCCACUUGUCAAAACACUUUUUAUGAUCGACAUUUUAUCUAAUUUGUACAUAACGGAAAACUUUACCGACAAUAUUCAAGCAAGCAGACUCACAGAUAAUGUAAUUAAUACAUCUUCAUCACAAUCGUCAAAAAUAGCCAUAGACUGGAUAUCAAAAAACAUCUACCACAUUGAUCCAUCGUACAACUGGAUCAUCUUAAAGCCCCUCAACGCUGUCCAUAGUUCAAACAGAAAAACCUUGAUUGAUGGACUUGUACUGCCCAAAGCCAUUGCUGUGGAUCCAUUAAAUGGGUACUUAUUCUGGUCGUCAGAACAUAGCGGAAGAUCUGCCAUAUGGACGUCGACACUCUCUGGCAGUAACCAGACGCUGCUGAUGCCUGAUCUUCUGUUGGUCACUGAUAUUGUUUUAAUUGACACGGAGAGACGAAUCUACUGGCUAGAUAUCGGGAGGGGGACGCUGGAAACGUGUGGAUACGAUGGAUCGAAUAGAAGGGUUCUGAGAAGGUCACCCUCUUUACUGAUGUCUAUGAGUGGCCUCACGUUACACAAGGAUGUCAUUUGUUUCACUGUACAGUUAGCCUACUUUGUGGAAUGUAUCGACAAGCAUACUGGACAAUCUGUGUGGGAACACUUGUUUCAAUGGCCAAAGGAUGGCAAAUACGAAUACAAGAUACCCCAGGCAUUGAGAUUUCUUGAGGGCACUAAACAAGACAACAGAUCAUCAUUCUGUGAAGACAAGGAUUGCGAGUAUUUGUGCAUUGCUUCUAAAGAGGGCGGGGCCACAUGCAUGUGUCCGGACGGAUUCACUUUGGAUGAAAGUGGAAUAAACUGUACACAAAACACAAUUUUACAUCAGAAAUCUCUUCUGCUUUUGAACUCAUCAUCAAUCUGUUUUGUGGACGUCCUUGCGCUAACCGGAUUGCCGAUACACGUGGAGUGUAUAUUGCAUUGGAACAGAUCCAUAUCGCACUUCGUGGUCGAUGCCCAUCAAGAUAAGAUUUGUUUUGAGGACAAUGACGACAAGAAGUUAAUGAUGUUGGACAUGAAGUCGGGAGUAACGACAGAUCUGAUGUCUGUGUCCGGGGUAUCGGGUUUAUGUGUUGAUUGGGUAAAUGGCAACAUUUAUUGGUCGGAGAAGAAUUCAGGACUGAUCAUGUUCAUUAACGAAAGAUUCCCAAUGGAGAUGCCGAUUUUUCAAAACGUUGAUCAUCCAUUUUCACUAACGAUAGAUCCACUGAACAGAACCUUGUACUGGAUUAGCGGGACCGUGGGAACUUUUCAAAUCGAGGCUGGAACUUCUGACGGAAACGAAAAGUGGACAGCUGUAAACACCAUCCACCUGAAAUACCCUGACGAAUUGUUCGUCGAUGUUACAAGUAACAGGUUAUUUUGGAAAGACAUUGAUGGUGUAUACUCGAUGAAUUUGGAAAACUGCGAGUUACAGUCUUUUCCUUCAAACAGCAUCAGAUCGUUUACAAAAUACAAGAACUAUCUAUUACUAUUGAAAAACGAAGGAGAAGUUCGCGUUUCAGACAUCAAAGCCCCAGGAAUUCACAGACAGCUAAAUAUGCCUGUCUUUACAAAUGCCAUUGUUUACGAUAAAUCUGAACAACCAUUGGCUAAAGAUCACUGUAGUGUGAGAAAUGGUGAUUGUGAACAUACAUGUAUUCCAAAUCCAGACGGGACACGAGAUUGUAAAUGCCGCCUGGGGUUUAAAAUGAAGACGGACCAGAAAUCCUGCGAGUCUUUUCCAUUACAGAGCAGCUUUGUCUUGACUGUUGACUUUACUCACGCAACCAUUUUCCAAGUGUCAAUGGUCGAUGCUAAUGUUGUUGCAAUUGAUGUCAACGAGACAAUCCGCCCAGUGAAUGCGAUCUUCCACCCCCGUAAACACGACCUGAUCUACUCUGAUGCGAUGUUCAGAGAGAUACGGCAGCUGUCAAUGUCAGGCCACGAGUCUAUAACACUGACUCAUACAGGUCAAUUCGAACCUCACGCCCUGGUGAUUGAACCAUCUACUGGACAUCUUAUAUACUCCGCCGUCAGCACCAAGUCUUAUAUCGGAAUACUAAACAUAGAAACAAAGGAACGGAAAACGGUAGUUCCCGGAUUGACGUCGGUUUACAACAUUGCUAUACAUCCAAAGAAGGGAUAUCUGUUUUGGUCCGACCUCGUCUACUCGGCUUCCUACAUCGGGCGUUCCUAUCUGGAUGGCUCUGCAAUGAUCAACCUUAUUUUCAACGACAUAUCGCAGCCCAACAGCCUGACUCUGGAUUAUAGAAGGGAUUUGCUGUACUGGACGGAUGGAGAACUGAGCACGAUUAACUACUGCGAUCUGGACGGAGGAAGCCGUGGGGUUUUACUACAGGGCAACAGACAGAAGUUCAUGCAGUUUGAUAUCAGUGGAGAUUAUUUUUAUUACACUUCCUUAGACGAUCAGAAAAUAACAAAAGCCUCUUUAUCAAAUGCAAAAGAGGUCACGUGGAUGAGUUAUUUAGCAAAUUUUGGAAAACUUCAAUCGCUGAAAGCGUAUGGAGAAAAUAUUAUACCAGUCAAUGACGUGUGCUCCGUAGCUAAUGGCCGGUGCAGCACAUUCUGUCUGCCUUCCUUCAGAUAUCGCAAAUGCGCAUGUCCAGAUGGAGUGAAGCUUCUAGCUGAUAAAAGGACCUGCAGUGGAGUUGUGAAAUGUCCAGAGGAUAUUCCAAAUGGCCAGUUGAAAUCCGAAUGUGCACCUUAUAUCGGUAAUACCUGCACUUACACGUGCAAUCCGGGCUUCACGGCGCGAGGCUCCAGCCAGAGGAUUUCGUGUCUGGGAACCUGGAACGUGUCGUCCUUGGAUACACUAUGUGUAAAAGUGCCAACCCAGCGUCAGAACACAGACCCGACCAAUGACGGUGCCAUUGCGGGGGGCAUUGUGGCCGCCAGUUUAGCGGUCACUCUUGUGUUGGUCCUCAUUAUUAUUUUCCUGUGUCGCAGAGCUAGUGAUUCUCCUUCCCCAGACUCGGGUGCCAUUCACUACACCUAUGGAACUCACGUAAACGGGAACCUCAGCGGGACUAGGAAAGUGUCAAGGGUCACCAUUGAGGAAGUGGCUUCUAAUAGUCGAUCCAGUUCAUGACAACUUAUUGUUUAUUUUUGCAGAAAAUGUUAAUGAAUUAAAAAGAGUUCAGAUA
Molecule: messenger RNA, 3423 nt
Organism: Ostrea edulis (European flat oyster)
Lineage: Eukaryota; Metazoa; Mollusca; Bivalvia; Ostreida; Ostreidae
Product: low-density lipoprotein receptor-related protein 4-like
Exons: 19
Coding region: 273-3368 (1031 amino acids)
Source: RefSeq, a predicted model, not a curated record